AAGAGUAAAACUUAACUAACGUAGUAACUUUUGACUAACAACAGAAAUAUGUUGUCGGCAUGAGUUGGUGUCUAUAAAAAGGUGAAUCGCCAGGUGAACUGAAACCUGCGUUGCAGAAAUCAAUAUUACUAUAACUGUUGUGUGUCAGGUUUUUGAACUGCCAUGGCUGAAAUGUUAGAAUCAAGUAGAAAAGCUGUGAAUGGGAGAGAGGGGUAUCUUAAAAGGGAAGAAGAAGAAGAAGAUGAGUUGGCUUUUUGCAUGGAAAAGACGGUUGCUUUUGUGGUUCCAAUGGCUUUGAAAACAUUGUCUGAGCUGAGGGUGUUUGAUAUCUUAGCCAAAGGUGGCAAACUCUGUGCGAAUGAGAUCGCAGUUGAGAUAGGAAGCAAGAACCCUGAAGCUCCUGCAAUGUUGGAUCGUCUUCUUAGCCUUUUGGUGAGUCACUCUCUGCUAUCUUGUUCUAUCUCUCAACAAGAACAACACCCUCAGAAGUUCUACACCCUCUCUCCUGCUUCCAAAUAUUUUGUCACUGAUCCUCAAGGUGCAUCAUUGGGAUCCUCCGUCAAAUUACUUCUGGACGACAUCUUCUUGAAAAGCUGGGGCGAACUGAAAGGAGCAAUCCUAGAAGGGGGUGUGGCAUUCGACAGGGCCCAUGGCAUGCAUGCCUUCGAAUAUCCACGUGUGGAUCCCAGGUUUAACGAGGUUUUCAACAACGGUAUGAUAGGCCUCACCACUAUAAUUAUGAAGAGGAUUCUUGAGUUAUACAACGGUUUUGAGCAUGUCACCAGGCUCGUCGACGUUGGUGGAGGUUAUGGAGUCAACCUCAAAUUGAUCAAAUCCAAAUACCCUCACAUUCAGGCUAUUAAUUUUGACUUGCCUCAUGUGGUGGAAAAUGCCCCUCUCCAUUCAGGUGUGGAGCAUGUGGGAGGAGACAUGUUUGAAAGCGUUCCUUCAGGAGAUGCCAUUUUUAUGAAGUGGGUACUUCAUGAUUGGAGUGAUGAACAUUGCGUGAAGCUGUUGAAGAAUUGCUACAAAGGGAUUCCUGAUGAUGGAAAGGUUAUUGUGGUGGACUCAAUUGUGUCGAUGGUGCCGGAGACAAGUGUUACUGCUAAGGGUGCUUUGGGAUCUGAUCUCAUAAUGAUGACUCAAAACCCAGGAGGGAAAGAGCGAACACGUCAACAAAUCAUAGAAUUGGCAGAAGCAUCUGGGUUUAGUGGGAUCAGAUUCAUAUGCUCUGUAUGUGGCAACUGGGUUAUGGAAUUCUACAAGUAA
This is a messenger RNA of Vigna umbellata (rice bean), 1269 nucleotides long. Its product is annotated as cathecol O-methyltransferase 1-like. The record is from RefSeq and is a predicted model, not a curated record. NCBI's taxonomy places the organism in Eukaryota, Viridiplantae, Streptophyta, Magnoliopsida, Fabales, Fabaceae. Gene Ontology annotation, molecular function: protein dimerization activity; O-methyltransferase activity.